Messenger RNA from Asterias rubens (European starfish), 959 nucleotides. Its product is annotated as acyl-coenzyme A thioesterase 13-like. Lineage: Eukaryota; Metazoa; Echinodermata; Asteroidea; Forcipulatida; Asteriidae. Gene Ontology annotation, molecular function: fatty acyl-CoA hydrolase activity. The transcript has 3 exons. Bases 40 to 498 code for a protein of 152 amino acids. The record is from RefSeq and is a predicted model, not a curated record.
UAUGAAAUAUCGCCCUCUGUUGACAUUGAUGUAUUCAAGAUGGCAGCCUCCGGUGCAUCAACACAAGCAGCAAAACAAGUUUGGCGAUUGCUUAUGACAGGGCAUCGUUUUGAGAGCGUACUAAGUAAAGUUGAUAUCACAUCUGCAAGCCCUGGGCGAUGUCAGUGUGAGCUGACGGUGCAGGAAGAGCAAGCAAACAGACGAGGAACGCUACAUGGAGGGUUUAUAUCCACAUUAGUAGACACUCUAACCACAGUAGCUGUUAUAUCGUCAACAGCGGGUGUACCAGGCGUUAGUAUAGAGCUCUGUGUUAGCUUUCUUAAGGCUGCCAAGAUUGGGGACAAGCUGACCAUGGAUGCUGAGGUCGUUAAAGCCGGCGAGAGCCUUGCAUUCACAACGGCCAAUCUCAUGAACUCCAGCGGUGACAUCAUUGCUCAGGGAAAACACAUCAAGCACGUCGGACGCAAAGAAUUAGCCGAGGACUUUGUGAAGAGUUGAUGAACAGAAUGCUGGUGGUGCGAUGUCAUGGCAACAAAAAUGGUACAAGAUAUUAAUAAUAAUAGGGGCUUCUUAUACAGCGCUCAUAUCCGUCACUCAGUGAUGCUCAAGACGCUCUAACAUACAGUAUUUUUCUGCAAGGCAUGUGGGUCUACGUUUGAAUUAGGAGACCUACUCAUUUUAAAUAGCACCAUGUAAUGGUUUACAAUGUGCAAUAUGCAGCCAAUCAAACCAGGAACACCAGGCGAAGGGGAACCCCUUCUCUUUUCGAGAAGUGCACUGUGUCUUUUUGCGUGUGUUACACAACACAGGGGACCAUCAGCCUUAUGUCCCAUCCUAAGGAUUAAGGAUCAUGGUAAAGUGUCUUCUCACUUGUCUCUCUCAAUAUAUUAUGCAUAAAAUAACAAACCUGUGAAAAUUUGAGCUCAAUUGGUCGUCGAAGUUGCGAGAUAAUAAUGAAA